GAGAGCGGUCGCCUCCCAGGAAGGUAAACAAAGAGCGCCUGACACAGUGACUCAGUUGUCUGGACCACCUGAAGGAGAGUCGACCCCGGGCGGCACACAAGACAAGUUGAGGCGAGAACCGGUUCCGCCAGCACUCCCUGGAGGAGGCUCGAACCCGCGGAGUCGCAGACGAGGAGGCGCUACCAUGCCGGAGUGUUGUGGUGCCCUGGGGGAGAGCGUGCCCGCCCUCUGUGACAACUGGGACCCUGGCGAGAGGCGCAACUUCCUGGCCUCUGUGGCCUCAGGGGCUAUGUUUGCCCUGGGCUGGUGGUUCGUGAUCGAUGCUGCUGCACGCUAUCCCAGCAACGAAGACUUCAAUCAUGCAUAUCAUGUGUGUGGAGUGGUUGCUACACUCGCCAUGCUCAUGGUGAACACAGUUAGCAAUGGGCAGGUGCGUGGAGACAUGUACACAGACGGGUGCGUUGGACCCUACGGGGCACGUAUAUGGCUCUUCCUUGGACUCAUGCUCAGUUUUGGCUCUCUCAUUGCUGCAUGUUGGAUCCUGUUUGGUGGUUACGUCAUCCCAAAGGCACCAGUGCAGUGGCCAGGCGUUGCCAUCUUCCUACAGAACAUGUUCAUCUUCUUUGGAUCAAUAAUCUUCAAGAUUGGUCGUUCUGAGGAGAACUGGGGCUGAUGGGUCACUACCAACUUUAUUAUUAGCAAUAUCGGCAACUCCACGGAAAACUGUGGCCGAAUAUCCAUUGUUGGGAGUGAAAAACACUCCCAUGCAGAAAAAAGCAUCUAUUCUUAAUACAGUACAUAGUUUAUAAGUUUACGUAACUUUGUAUCUUCAGGCUCCCUAUCUGCGCUUGUAUUUCAUCAAAGAUGAUGAUGUUUGUAAUUGCUUUAGAUAUUUUUAUCCAAUUAGUACAUGUAAGGAUUUGUAUGUAAUAGUUAUGGAUAUGUUCUUUUCCAGUUAAUACAUAUAAAGUACAGUUAA
Procambarus clarkii (red swamp crayfish) is the source of this 979-nucleotide messenger RNA. Its product is annotated as transmembrane protein 50A. The record is from RefSeq and is a predicted model, not a curated record. Gene Ontology annotation, biological process: protein targeting to vacuole; late endosome to vacuole transport via multivesicular body sorting pathway. NCBI's taxonomy places the organism in Eukaryota, Metazoa, Arthropoda, Malacostraca, Decapoda, Cambaridae.